AUGCUAAGAAGAUACCUUGCUUCUUCUUUGCUUCAGAACAGAUCCGUAAAUUCGUUUGCUGUGGGCAACAUAAACGAUGCAUUUCCUGGAGAAUGCGACCAAAUCAAGUAUUUGAACAAAGAUUUCAGAAGUUAUUAUGAUUAUGGCGAAUACAGCCUUUAUUAUAUUACUGGAGGCAAGACAUUAUGCUUAUCAGGAAAUUUAAUGUUCGAUAAUACGUAUAAAUAUGAAACAGAAGCAGCAAUGCCCGAUGAAAAUGGAAAAUAUUCAAAAAUAAGUACCCCCAGUACUCCAUUAGCUAUCAUGCAAAAAAUUGUAUGGAGCGAAUCUAAGCAAGAUCUAGUUGCGCUAAACCCAGUAGUUAAAUUUAGAAAUCCUGGAGUAGAAUUUAUUCAAAUUCAGUUUAUGAUUCUACCUCCUUCCUAUAGUAUCACUAAAGAUGGUAUUCAAAGUGGCAUCAAAGGAUUUAUCUCCACAGACCAAAACGGUAAUUUCCCCUUGAAUUAUUAUUAUAACGAUAAGAGAGAUGUUACAGCCUACGGAUUGGUCAUUAAUUCAGAUAUCAAAGUUUUUACAUACGAGCUCCAAUCGAACAAUUUAAAAUUUGUGUAUUAUAAUAACCAUAAUUCAGUAUACAUCAACAAAAACUACCAGCCAACACUGAUACCGACACGUUCGGCCUUUUUCUACCCAGAUAAAACAGGUGCUGUACUUAAUAAUGAAUAUAGCACAAAAAUUAGUUGGUCCACGACUUCCGGAGCUUCAGAACUUAUUAAUGGUAACUUCCCCUUCCCGAAGAUAACAGCCAGGCUCCCAACUCAAGGAUGA
This is a messenger RNA of Trichomonas vaginalis G3, 828 nucleotides long. RefSeq lists its product as uncharacterized. The record is from RefSeq and is a predicted model, not a curated record. The transcript has a single exon. NCBI's taxonomy places the organism in Eukaryota, Parabasalia, Trichomonadida, Trichomonadidae. The coding region runs from base 1 to 828 and encodes 275 amino acids.